CCUCCACACCAUCUCCUUUCUAUAAUGGAGUCCCUCCCUAUUCUCCUCCUCACAUCCCUCCUCUUCCUAUCAACCUUCCCAAACCCCUCCGCCGCCGCCUCCGCCACCAGCCAGAAGUACAUAAACUACCUGAAAACCGCCUGCGCCGGCACCACGUACCCAAAAGUCUGCUACACCUCCCUCGCCCCUUACGCCUCCACCAUCAAGACCGACGACGUCAGGCUCUGCUCCGCCGCGCUCUCCGUCACCCUCCAGGCCGUCAGGGACACGUCGUCGCUGGUGUCGCGGCUGCGGAAGCGGGCAGGGCUGGGCAGAGGAGACGCGGCGGUGCUCAAGGACUGCGCCGAGGAGAUCCAGACGACGAUCGACGAGCUGAAGCAGACGGCCAGGGCGGUGGCCGGGCUGAGGAAGGGCUCCACCGCCGCCGAGCGGGCCAUGGGCAACAUAAGGACGUGGCUCAGCGCCGCGAUCACCGACGAGACCACGUGCACCGACGUGUUCGACGGCGAGGACGUCAGCGCGGCGGUGAAGGCCCCGAUUUGGAACAGCAUCAAGAAGGUCGGAAGGCUCACUAGCAACGCUCUGGCUCUCGCCGACAAACUUAUGGGAUAUUGAGGAGUCGGCGGCCAGAUCUCUGGUUUGAUUAAUUAAUUAAUUAAUCACCCCUUUGAUUGGUGAUCAUGUGAUCGAUCUGGAUUGUUGCAGUCUGAGUCUAGUCUACUGGUUUUGUUUUUUGUUUUUUUGUUUUUGUUUUCGGGGGUUGUGAACAUGUUAAUGAGUUGAAUUUGCAUGGAUAAUAAAUUGGUACGAAUUUCAUUUGAUUAAUCAUGCAGUUUAGACCUUGGAGAUGGAGUUUCUGAGUGUGCUGCUCUGGGCCUGCCCUAUUGGGCCAAGCUGACCAGGAACCAUAUGGCAACAGGCCCAGUUUACCUAGAGCCCACUUAUAGUUGCACGAGCCACGAAGAAAAGAUGCCGUGCCAAGUGGUCUGGUACGUAUGUUGUUAUUUCGGUCAUAAUCCUCUCUGUUUAUUCUGUCAAAGAUCAAUCGUUAAAUAAUUAUGUUUAUUUUGUAACCGCAUUAUUUAUAUUAGUUGAUUGAUCCUAACGAUAUAAUCGGUUAUUCGUUAUUAUGUCGGUAAAUAAGCAGAAUAAUUGAUUGGUCACCGAAUCCACAUGCAAGAGGUCUCUUUCUUUUCUUUUUACCAAUUGUGCAUUUUUAUAGAUUAUUUCACAGCUUCUUGAUGAAUAUCUGCAACAAUACUUGAAUGAAUGGUGGCGGUGAAACAGUACAGUAACUAUAUAUCAUCUUCUUAAAUGCCUGUGAAGGAGUGGGGACGGUGCGCAUGUGAAUGCCUGUGACGGUUCAACCGGAAAUUGGACCAAAAGCGGUAUGGUGAGCUGCUUGUACUGAUUAUAUCGUGCCGGCCGGUUUUUUUGGUUUGACCGGUUGAACCGGUCGGUACGAUCCGGUUUCCUGGUCUAUGAUUCAGCUUCGUUUCUACGUAUUCUCGUUCAAUAUGUAGAAAAUAAUUUAAAAAGAAUAUU
Messenger RNA from Linum trigynum, 1545 nucleotides. NCBI's taxonomy places the organism in Eukaryota, Viridiplantae, Streptophyta, Magnoliopsida, Malpighiales, Linaceae. The record is from the annotation of a GenBank genome assembly.